AUGGAAAGGCGGCUUGCUCGGGUACACGGGAUGAAGAGAGGGAAAGCGUCGGAGGUGGCAGAGACGAAGAGGGAGGGAGAGAGCGUCGUCUGCGCAUGGUCGGAUGACCAAUUUGGGAAUCCCGUCGAUUCCACUCCUCGUGAGCUCGUCUCCAUUAACAAGAAGAACAAGCGUCUUUGGUCAUCCAACGACUGGAAGAAGAAGCUCUCCUCCUUCAUUAAUUUCUUCCAAUCCAUUCGAGAUCUAGGCCUUCUCCAUAACCACACCAAAGUUAUCUGCGUUUCCGCCGGCGCUGGCCAUGAGGUCGUGGCGUUGUCUCAUAUAGGAGUUCACGAUGUCACCGGUAUCGAGUUGAUUGAUUCGCCUCCUUUGGUGAGUCGUGCUGAUCCUCAUAAUUUGCCUUUCUUUGAUCAUGUUUUUGAUUUGGCGUUUACUGCUCAUUUGGCUGAGGCGUUGUUUUCGUCUUGA
Molecule: messenger RNA, 468 nt
Organism: Cucumis melo (muskmelon)
Lineage: Eukaryota; Viridiplantae; Streptophyta; Magnoliopsida; Cucurbitales; Cucurbitaceae
Exons: 2
Coding region: 1-468 (155 amino acids)
Source: RefSeq, a predicted model, not a curated record